ACCUGGACAUAUCGCACCGCGACGGAGAAGAUGACUAAAUACAUAUUGAAAAAACCGUAAACUACAAAAAUAGAAGUAAUGAAUCUUUGUACAAGUACCAUAAAUUAUACAACUUCUUGCAUGUUGUUGUGACUGUGGACAAGAAAUGGCGACUGAUAUUGCGGUGAUUCAUAACGGUUCAGUGAGCAAUAAUGCUAAUGGAUGCUGCAAGAAUGGACCCGGAUAUGCCACCCCACUUGAGGCCAUGGCUGGUCCCAGAGAGAAACUUAUCUAUGUUACUUGUGUUUACUCUGGAACUGGAAGAGAGAAGCCUGAUUAUCUAUCCACAGUGGAUGUAGAUCCUACCUCAUCUACCUAUUCAAAAAUUAUCCACAGGCUGCCUAUGCCAUAUGUUGGUGAUGAACUUCAUCAUUCUGGAUGGAAUUCGUGCAGCUCUUGCCACGGAGAUUCAUCUGCGCAACGACGUUUUCUGGUCUUGCCUUCUUUGGUAUCUGGUCGCAUUUAUGCAGUUGACACACUGAAAAAUCCAAAGGCGCCCUCUUUGCAUAAAGUCGUUGAACCUGCAGAAAUUGUACAGAAAACAGGAUUAGCAUAUCCACACACAGCCCAUUGCCUGGCUUCUGGUGAUAUAAUGGUGUCAUGCAUUGGAGAUAAAGACGGAAAUGCUGAGGGAAAUGGUUUCCUUCUUCUUGACUCAGAAUUCAAUGUGAAAGGAAGGUGGGAGAAACCAGGGCAUAGUCCUCAAUUUGGCUAUGAUUUCUGGUACCAACCGCGGCAUAAGACAAUGAUCAGCUCAUCAUGGGGAGCACCUGCAGCUUUCACCAAAGGUUUCAACCUUCAGCAUGUCUCAGAUGGUCUCUAUGGAAAGCAUCUGUAUGUAUACAGCUGGCCAGAGGGUGAAUUAAAACAAACAUUGGAUCUUGGCAGUUCUGGAGUCAUUCCCCUGGAGACAAGGUUCCUGCAUGAUCCCUCUAAAGAUACAGGGUAUGUUGGGUGUGCCUUAACAAGUAACAUGGUGAGAUUUUUCAAAACCCAAGAUGGAUCAUGGAGCCACGAGGUGGCUAUAUCAGUGGAACCAUUGAAGGUGCAAAAUUGGAUACUUCCUGAAAUGCCUGGACUUAUAACUGACUUUCUGAUCUCUCUUGAUGAUCGAUUUCUUUACUUUGUGAACUGGCUUCAUGGAGAUAUCCGACAGUAUAACAUCGAGGACCCAAAAAAUCCUGUAUUGACAGGUCAAGUAUGGGUUGGCGGGCUGAUUCAAAAAGGAAGCCCAGUAGUGGUUGUGAAAGACAAUGGUGAAACAUGGCAGGCUGAUGUUCCAGAGAUCCAGGGACAUCGUUUGAGAGGUGGACCUCAGAUGAUACAGUUAAGUUUGGAUGGAAAGCGGCUCUAUGCUACCAACUCACUUUUUAGUGCGUGGGAUCGCCAAUUCUAUCCUGAACUCAUGGAGAAGGGAUCCCACAUGUUACAGAUUGAUGCUGAUACUGAGAAGGGUGGUCUGGCUAUAAACCCAAACUUCUUCGUGGACUUCAAAGCUGAACCUGAUGGUCCUUCCCUAGCCCAUGAGAUGAGGUAUCCUGGUGGUGACUGUACUUCAGACAUAUGGAUUUAAGCAUCCUAAAACUUUCAAGCAAUGAAAAGGUUUCUGAACUGUCUUGGGAGAAAAUAACAAUUUAGCAAAUAAAUGUAGAUUUUAGCCGUCAUCUUGAGGCAGAUUACAAAUUGAUGGAUGUGUUUAUUAUGCUAGUAAUAAAAGUCGGUCUGUUUUACUCAGGAAUGAUAGUUCCAUAUCAGCUCAGAUGACAAUUAGUGCUGGUAAAUAAAACUGCCCAGUCGCUUUGAGCAACUGGUGCUAGUAAGUAGUAAUAAAAGAUACUUUCAUAACAUUUUAA
Molecule: messenger RNA, 1892 nt
Organism: Pistacia vera
Lineage: Eukaryota; Viridiplantae; Streptophyta; Magnoliopsida; Sapindales; Anacardiaceae
Product: selenium-binding protein 2-like
Exons: 7
Coding region: 146-1612 (488 amino acids)
Molecular function (GO): selenium binding
Source: RefSeq, a predicted model, not a curated record